UAUAUUUGAAUUUCCAAAACGAAACAAAGUUAAGUUUGCCGCAAAACAAUUUUGGUUUUGUUUAUUAUAUGAGCCACUGAUUUUAUAAAAAUGGAUUUCGACGAUACUAUGGACUUAGUAAUAAUAAUUCUGCUACUAAAUGAAGCUCGCAAAUAUCUCGAUAUUAUAUCAAAUGGGCAUAGGUCUCAAAUCCGCCAAGUAAACGAACGUCGUAGACUAACAAGGAGGAUUACUAGAAAUCCACAAGACUGUGAAGGGGAAGAUAAUUUGUUCGCCCAGUAUUUAAAUAAAACAUGCCAGAGUGAUCCAGAAGAGUUCAGAUCUUCCGUACAUAUGUCUCAAGCAGCCUUCGAGUUACUUUUUAAUUUGGUAGAAUUGGAUUUAUUCAAGUGCUCCAUGCGUCAUGGUAUUACACCAAAAUGUAGACUAUUUGUAACACUUUUGUAUUUAGCAAAUGGGAACUCCAAAAAAAUGCCGUCAUCAGCUUUCGAGUUGGGCUUGCCUUUUGUGCGUCGUAUUGUGAGCGAAACCUGUGAGGUGCUUUGGAACUCGCUAUGUGACACAUAUCUGCCAAUGAAACAGACCCCGGAUUGGGUAGAGCUAUCGCGCCAGUUUGAAUCAAAAUUGCAAUUGCCUAACUGUGUUGGAGCUAUAGACACAAGAACAAUUGAAUUAAGUAGCCCAAACAAAAAAGGAAGAUAUUCUGUGGCCAUACUAGCAACUUGUGAUGCCAGCUAUACCUUUACAGGUAUAGAUGCCGUUGUUUUUCGUCGCAAGGAUUAUGAUUAUACUUGGGGUUUAGAUUUCGCAGAUAAUCUUUUUGAGGGUGGACUCAAUUUACCUGAAGAUAAAAUUCUUCCUAAUAGUGAAAUCGAAUUUCCCUAUUAUUUUGUUGGCGAUAACGUGUGUCCACUAAAACCUCAUAUAAUGAAGCUUUAUCCAGGAAAGCUUCUCUCACAAAGACGUGAAAUUUUUAAUUCGCGAUUGGAUCGGGCACGUCAAGUGAUUGAUAAUGCAUUUGGUAUUUUGGCAGCUCGUUGGAGAAUUUUAACAAAUCCAUUGAAUUUGUCGCCUCGUAAUAUGCAACAGGUGUUGAAAGCCACCUUACUGCUUCAUAACUUUGCUCGGACCCAUGAUAGUACUUAUUGUCCUCCCGGAUAUGUGGACCGCUAUGAAGGUGAUACUCUCUUUCCUGGGGAUUGGCGUGACGAGAUUAUUCCUCUAGAGAAAACAAAGAGGUUUUACUCAAACAACGCUACACAAAGCGCUUAUAAAUUGCGCGACAGCUUAAGUGAAUACUUUGAAAAUAAUUAAAUUUUCUAAUUUUCAUAACCUUUAGUUUACUAACUUAGAUUAUAAUGCGAAAGAAUGAAUAGUAUUUGUAAAAGUCAUAAAAGUCUAGCAGGGAAUUUUUAUUGAACGUAACAAACGGCGGCCGCCGUGGCGGAAUGGGUUGGUGCGUGACUACCAUUCGGAAUUCAGAGAGAGAACGUCGGUUCGAAUCUCGGUGAAAGAUCAAAAUUAAGAAAAA
Anastrepha ludens (Mexican fruit fly) is the source of this 1531-nucleotide messenger RNA. RefSeq lists its product as uncharacterized. The record is from RefSeq and is a predicted model, not a curated record. Lineage: Eukaryota; Metazoa; Arthropoda; Insecta; Diptera; Tephritidae. The transcript is spliced from 3 exons. The coding region runs from base 91 to 1314 and encodes 407 amino acids.